UCAUGGGAAUCAAUCAAAUGGUUAGCCCAAAAGAACAAGCGAUUAUGUUGCUAUUAAUGGUGAUAUCAUUGGCAAUAUCAGCAGUAUCUGCUGCAACUGAGUGCUCAACUGUGACAGGACUAGCCUCAUCUUGCUCUACUUUCAUCACUUAUGGUUCUCCAGACCCAUUUCCUGGAUCGCCAUGUUGCGAUGCCAUGAUGAGCCUGAACGUGAUUGCUGACUCUACUGAUAAUCGAAGAUUGAUUUGUCGGUGCAUGAUGGGCCUCAUUACCACCUACAAUCCCAAUGCCACAGCUAUUGCCACCUUGUCUGGCUCUUGCGGAGUCUCUCUGGGCUUCACAAUCGAUCCAAAUACCGAUUGCAGCUCGUGAUUUUUCUCUUUUGAUCUGUUCUCUUCUUUCACUCUCACACGUGCACUCCCGGUCUGUCGUCCUGCGUCUUUAACCUUUUGGCCCAUAAUUCCUGCACCAAUUAAGUAGGCAGACAACAGUAAUUUGACAAUAUAAUGAAAAGGAAGUGGACAUUCCAUGCAUUCUUAUUAUUGCAGGGUUUCUAACGCUAGCUUCUUAACAUGAAUUAUGCAGCAUACCUUGAUUUGUGGUUAUAAAAAACGAAGUGGUGGGGAUCGAAGAAUAUACUGAAGAUACCAAAUAAGGAAUGCCGUCUUCAGCUGCAUAGAAAGAAUAGAGAGGAAGGAUUAUUCAUUUUACAUAUA
Molecule: messenger RNA, 715 nt
Organism: Juglans regia (Persian walnut)
Lineage: Eukaryota; Viridiplantae; Streptophyta; Magnoliopsida; Fagales; Juglandaceae
Product: putative non-specific lipid-transfer protein 14
Exons: 1
Coding region: 3-371 (122 amino acids)
Biological process (GO): lipid transport
Cellular component (GO): membrane
Molecular function (GO): lipid binding
Source: RefSeq, a predicted model, not a curated record